Medicago truncatula (barrel medic) is the source of this 1399-nucleotide messenger RNA. RefSeq names its product dihydroflavonol 4-reductase. NCBI's taxonomy places the organism in Eukaryota, Viridiplantae, Streptophyta, Magnoliopsida, Fabales, Fabaceae. Gene Ontology annotation, molecular function: dihydroflavanol 4-reductase activity. Gene Ontology annotation, biological process: anthocyanin-containing compound biosynthetic process. The coding region runs from base 181 to 1200 and encodes 339 amino acids. The transcript has 6 exons. The record is from RefSeq and is a predicted model, not a curated record.
UUCAUACAUUCCUUAAUAUCCUUACAUUUCCUUCACGUCACUUCAUACUAUAUAAACCCCUUACAUUUUCUUACUCUCAUCAGCUCAGGUUUCUCUUCAUUCCUCUCUCUUUACAACAGCUUCUUUCUAAAUAAAUAGAGUCACCCACCACAUACAUUGUCUUCCGUUCAAAAUAUAUACAUGGGUUCAGUCUCAGAAACAGUUUGCGUCACAGGGGCUUCAGGUUUCAUCGGGUCGUGGCUUGUUAUGAGACUUAUGGAGCGCGGCUACACAGUUCGAGCCACCGUGCGCGACCCAGAUAACAUGAAGAAGGUGAAGCAUUUGUUGGAACUGCCAGGUGCAAAUAGCAAACUAUCUCUUUGGAAGGCUGACCUUGGGGAAGAGGGUAGUUUUGAUGAAGCUAUUAAAGGGUGUACAGGAGUUUUUCAUGUUGCUACUCCUAUGGAUUUUGAGUCCAAGGACCCCGAGAAGGAAGUGAUAAACCCUACAAUAAAUGGAUUACUAGACAUAAUGAAAGCAUGUAAGAAGGCAAAAACAGUUAGAAGAUUGGUUUUCACAUCAUCAGCUGGAACUUUGGAUGUUACUGAGCAACAAAAUUCUGUAAUUGAUGAAACUUGCUGGAGUGACGUCGAAUUCUGCCGUAGAGUCAAGAUGACUGGUUGGAUGUAUUUUGUUUCAAAAACCCUGGCAGAACAAGAAGCAUGGAAGUUUUCCAAAGAACACAACAUAGACUUUGUUUCCAUUAUUCCACCUCUUGUUGUUGGUCCAUUUAUUAUGCCUUCAAUGCCACCGAGUCUAAUCACUGCUCUUUCCCUUAUCACAGGAUAUGAGGCUCAUUACUCGAUCAUAAAGCAAGGCCAAUACAUCCACUUAGACGACCUUUGUCUUGCUCAUAUAUUUCUGUUUGAGAACCCUAAAGCACAUGGGAGAUACAUAUGUUGUUCACAUGAGGCAACCAUUCAUGAAGUUGCAAAACUUAUUAACAAAAAAUACCCUGAGUUCAAUGUCCCUACAAAAUUCAAGGAUAUCCCAGAUGAUCUGGAAAUUAUCAAAUUUUCUUCAAAGAAGAUCACAGACUUGGGGUUUAUAUUUAAAUACAGCUUAGAAGACAUGUUCACAGGAGCUAUAGAAACCUGCAGAGAAAAAGGGCUACUUCCUAAAGUUACAGAGACUCCGGUUAAUGAUACCAUGAAGAAAUAAAUAUGCUUUUGUGUCUUUGAUGGAUUGUGUCUCUUUUUCCUUUUUCAUUUGUGUUUUUUUUUUUAAGGAUCCUUUUUCAUAUGUUAUUAACUAAGGUUUAUGUUAUAUGAUGUCACUCAUAAUAAUAUUCAUGUUUAUGGGUCACGUUGUCUGUUAAUUAUAUAAGAACUAUAAUGAUAUAUGCUAUAUUGCUUCUAAA